AUUUCCGACUUCAAGAUGGGCGGCACGUCCAAGCGCAACUUCAAGACGUUCCGCGAGCUCUGUGGAGAGAGCUCGCUCAAAAACGUUAUUAUUGUGACCAGCAUGUGGUCCGAGGUGAACCCCAAAAUUGGCGAGGCUAGAGAGUCCGAGCUCGCGAGCAGGGACGAAUUCUUCAAACCUAUUAUCGAGAAGGGAGCUCGCAUGCUCCGUUACUACGGUACCCUCGAAUCUGCACAUACCACUCUCCGUCAUCUCCUCAAUAGCCGCUCAGUGCCACUCGCCAUUCAGCAGGAAAUUGUUGAUGAGCAGAAGCCCAUCGAGACAACCGCCGCAGGUUCUGAGCUCAGGCGCGCCCUCAACGAGCAAGCUGAUCGCAACAAAGAGGAGAUCCGUAAUCUCAGAGCAGAGAUGGAAGCCGCUAUGCGGGCCAAGCAUGAAGAGAGGAGGGGGGAGCUUCAGAGAACUAUCGAGAAAAAGCAGCAGGAAUGUGAGCGCCUCGAGCAAAAUUCUCGACGCAUGGCAGCUGAGUUCGCUGCUGAACUCGCACGCCUCGAGGCUCGAAUCGCGCAGAUGGACGAUGAGCACCAGAAGCAACUCCAGGCGCUGGAGGGCCUUCAGGGCGAUGUAGCCACAGUGCAGAUUGAGACACGAAAGCAAGAGGAUGCUGCAGCUGCCAAGAAAGUCGAAGAAAACACCCAGUCGCGUAUUAUAGAGCAACAAAGGUUAGCCGAGCAGUGUGAGGAAGAGGAACAACGGAAGCUAGUUCCUCCGCCGGCAGAGCAAAGCUCAAAGUCAGGCAAUGGAUAAGGACUACGAACGAAUAGGAUCUGACGCUGGAGUGCCAGAGACCAAAGCAAGCUUCCCCAGUAGUUCAGCGCCCAAGGAUUCUACACCUCCUUGCAUUGUGCCUCCCUCUCCAUCCGUGCACUGGCAGCACUUGACCCGGCCAGAUGUUCCAGUGCCAAUUUUGAUGGUCGGGACCGCCGUUGCCGCCGCAGUCAUCACAACGGUGAUGCUGGCGCCGAGUUUGACAGUGCUGUCGGCUACUGCUGCAAUAAAAUUGUCUGCGUAUGUAAGGGACUUGAAGCAACGCCUAGGGUACUUUUAAUCAAUUGAACAAUAUACGUUCUGAAC
Messenger RNA from Suillus subaureus, 1134 nucleotides. RefSeq lists its product as uncharacterized. Bases 16 to 807 code for a protein of 263 amino acids. NCBI's taxonomy places the organism in Eukaryota, Fungi, Basidiomycota, Agaricomycetes, Boletales, Suillaceae. The record is from RefSeq and is a predicted model, not a curated record. The transcript has 2 exons.